This is a messenger RNA of Lolium perenne, 702 nucleotides long. Lineage: Eukaryota; Viridiplantae; Streptophyta; Magnoliopsida; Poales; Poaceae. The record is from RefSeq and is a predicted model, not a curated record.
AUGCAGGGAUUUCGCCCCGGCCUGUCGACCACCCCCAAAACCAUCGGACAAGCGCACAAGGAGCUUCCUUUCAGCACACCGCCGGCGAGAGGCGCACAGGAACGACAGCUGGCGGAGAAGGAGGCGCUGCUCGUCGGUCCACCACCACAACUGGACGGGACUAGAAGGUGGAGUUCCAGCCCACCGCCACCAAGAACGGCCGCCAGCACCACCACGAUGACGAGCAGCCAGCAGCUAACCACGCCUGCCACGGCCAGACCAGCUCCACAGGUCCGCCCCCAGACGAAGACCGUGGGGAACCUGGAGCUCGACCUCGCCGGGGCAGGCACACCACCGCCGGGGAGAGGCCCUGCCCACCUGUGCUGCCGGAGCGCCGCCCUUGCCGCGAGAUCCCGCAGCGCCGCGCCGCCGGAUCCGCGAGGCACCACACCGCCACCAGUUGGCAGGGGCACCGCCCGUGGGGAGAGACCCCGCCGCCGCCGUAAUCGCCCGGGCUUUGCCCGGCGUGACCUCUGGCGGCGGCGGAGUGGGGGGAGGACGGGAGGAGGAGGCGCUGUUUUGGGUCGGGAGUCGGCGGCGGGCGCGGGCGGAGAAGCGCGAUCCGGUGACGGGUUCUGCGGCGACAGCUGCGUCGGGCGCGGGCGGGGAAGCGCGAGCUGGCGGCGGCUGCGGUGGGUGGCGGCGGCAGUGGAGGAACCCUAG